UGGCAUCGAACGGACAAUGCCUACGGGUUUGAAGGCUCUUAUGUCGGACGAGCUAGCCAGACAGGCGUCGCUGGUGUGGGCAGAGUCGUCGUCUGACGAGGUCAUUUGACGUACUUGAGGAAGAGGAUCGGCAUCUUGGCUUUCCUUCUCAUCCCCUUUUUGGGGCCCUUGGGGGAAUCUACCUGCUAUUGUCGAGGAAUCAUUCCAUUUUCUCCUCCUCCUCCGUCCUCAAUGAAGCCCACGAAAGCACCCAUCUUCGAUUAACGUUACCAUUGUUGGUGCUCUGUUCUUCAUCCUCAAAGCAUCAUCGUUUUCGCGCUCUCUCUCUCUCUUCCUGCUACCAUUCUUUCUUUUGGCGAAGUAUGGCGAGACUCCAGUCUGACCAGGAAGACCUUCAUCCCUCUUCUAAACCUGCCUUCGACUUCGUGGAUUUCCCCGAGGACGUCCAAAUCUCUAUCCUUUCCUUCCUCUCCCCACAGGACGUCGCCGUCUUCUCCUCUACCUGCAAGCGGCUUCUGGAAUUGUGCUCCGACGAUGCGAAGGUAUGGCUCUCGAUGUGCCAAAGGCGGUGGGGCUCCAAGACCCACGUGAAGAAAUGGUCCAACGGGAGGAUCAAAUACCGCGUCCUCUACAAGACCCUGGAAAAGUACGAGAAUCUGAUAGGUUUCUGGAGGAAGAUCGGACAAGGAGGCGCUCCUUUGGUCUUCUUUGAAUGGGGGGAGUCUUUCGUCACCGGCUCCAGGGUCUUAUCUUACCAGGAUGGCAGUUACGAGGUUGUAAAGUUUCCAUUUUUGUGGAUGGGCCUCUCCACAGAUGGCGAUCCUCUCAAUUUGAGAAAUCCUCAUAUGAAUUUUGGGUUCCCUAUCAGAAGAACGCCCGAUAUUAGUAGUUCUGAGCCGAUGGUUGAAUACGCCAGCAGCGAAAACGGGGAUUGCUUUUGGGAUUUUGAAGGAAACUGGAGUGCGGAACACAUGAACGGGCUAUCAAGCUUGGUGAAUGUCAAUUUUGUGGGCAAGAACCAUAUAAUGAUUGAAGGCAGGCAGAGCAGCUCGCCUUCCAUUCCGAAGAAUCGGUCAUUCUGUCGAACCGACAGUUACUCGGAUUUUAAUGGAAGCAGUUCAGGUGGCGAAGAACUGGUUGGCCUCGAGGGAACUUCGCCUAGUAGUUCUCCCGACUUUUUGAGGUUUGAGACUUAUCAGUAUCUCGCUAACAGAACAAGCCCAGUUGGGGAAAGGGCAACAAGGAGGCAGAGGAGGAAGGACAGGGAACGGGCAGCAAAUAAAUGGGAAGCAGAGCACUAUGUCAAAAUCGCUGACAGUUCGCCGACUUCGGCACGCCCUUUGCAGGGCCUGUGGAAGGGGAUAUGUGAUUCCAUGAGUCUGGUUUUCUUCCUUGUCUCAUAUGAUGACCUUGGGGGUUUGGUUUGCCGGAAGGUUGGAGACACCUCGGAUCAAUUAGCUGGUUGUUCCCCAGUUUUUUGGACUUCAAAUUCUAAAUUCGUGGACUCCCCGUUAUCUAGUGAUGAAGAUGAACUGUAUAGCAGGCGCAUACAUGUUCGACCACUUUCUGCAAACUGCAUAUAUCAAUGCCCACAAUUCGUUGAGAAUGAAGUGGUAAUGCGUAGUUUAUGCAUUAAUUCAAGUUAUGACUUGAUAAGUGGUUACCAGAUAGGUUCUACAAGCAUUCCUCAGAAAGAUGAGGGAAGAGUUUGGCAGUACAUUGACGGGGCCUUUGGUUUUGGGCUUUUUCAGAGUAGCUUUAUCAUAGAUUUGAAACGCAUUGAAGUGAAUAACCAUCUUCUUGAUGUUGUUCAAUCGAACAUCAGAUGAUUAAAGUUGUUUCUUCUUAGAAUAACAUGUAAAUUGCACACGUAGAUCUCAUUUAACAAUUAGUUAUCCUUCUCAAUGACGUUACUUUAUUGUA
Messenger RNA from Nymphaea colorata (pocket water lily), 1923 nucleotides. RefSeq names its product F-box protein At3g12350. The transcript is spliced from 2 exons. Lineage: Eukaryota; Viridiplantae; Streptophyta; Magnoliopsida; Nymphaeales; Nymphaeaceae. Gene Ontology annotation, biological process: SCF-dependent proteasomal ubiquitin-dependent protein catabolic process; gibberellic acid mediated signaling pathway. Gene Ontology annotation, cellular component: SCF ubiquitin ligase complex. The record is from RefSeq and is a predicted model, not a curated record. The coding region runs from base 363 to 1829 and encodes 488 amino acids. Gene Ontology annotation, molecular function: protein binding.